This is a messenger RNA of Rotaria sp. Silwood1, 714 nucleotides long. Lineage: Eukaryota; Metazoa; Rotifera; Eurotatoria; Philodinida; Philodinidae. The record is from the annotation of a GenBank genome assembly.
AUGAUAAAACAAGCAACAAAACCUGAUUAUAGUAAAAUGAGUGAAGGUGAAUUAAAACUUUUACUCAAAAAGCAUCAACAACUAUUAAAUAAUACACGCUUAAUCAAUGGUCUACCGGACAAAGGUCAACGUAUACAUAAUGCGAUAGCCGAAAUCGAAAAAUUUCUUGCAGUGCCAUCAUCACCUAUGGAUUGUGAUACUAUAACAAAUCAAUUUAGUCAAAUGACAAUGUCAUCAAAUGAUAAUGAAAUUAUCAACGAAAAAGUUCAUCUGGAAAAACCUGUAAAAGAUACUAUUAAAACAACCAUUAAUAAUGAUUUUUCUGAUAAACGUUUAAAUGAAGUUAAACAACGUUUAAAAGCUCGACAAGCUGAACGUGAUAGUAAAACAACAGUGACAAAAACAAAGCUUAUUUCAUUAGAUGAAGCUGUUCGAUUAUAUAAUGAAGAGAAGAAACAAGCAGAAGAACAUUUAAUCCAGCAAACAACAGCAAGGUUACUUGGGAAUAUGUCUCUUUCAAAAGCCACAUUUGGUCUGCCACCAACAACAUGUAAAACUGAUCUUACAUAUCGUAAAACUACCAUUGAAAAAGAUAAUGAUGAUGAUGAUGAUCAUAUAGAUGAACUUGGUCGAGAAAAAACAGAAAUAGUAUCAGAUCAUGAAAGUGAUGAAGUUGAUUAUCCAGAUGAUGAAGAAGAAAACGAUGAUGAUUAA